Messenger RNA from Drosophila grimshawi, 630 nucleotides. RefSeq lists its product as uncharacterized. The record is from RefSeq and is a predicted model, not a curated record. The transcript has 2 exons. The coding region runs from base 7 to 630 and encodes 207 amino acids. Lineage: Eukaryota; Metazoa; Arthropoda; Insecta; Diptera; Drosophilidae.
CACAAAAUGCGCGCUUUUCUUAUGAUUUGCUUGCUUGCCGUUGCCCGUGGACAGUAUGAUUAUACGCCCCAAACUAGCGGUGGUAUUGACGAAACCGAGCAGAGUGGCUCUGCUCAGUUGUCGGAGCCCAUAGUCGCUCCCAACGAGUUCAACAAAGAAUUCUACUCGUACAGCGCCCCGGAGCAGGAGUUCAACAAUGGCCCGAUCAACGAUCAGCUCUCGAAUAGCUUGAGAAAAAAUUUGCGUGUGCUGUUCAUCAAGGGUCCGGAGAACACCGGUCUGGAGCAGGCCGCUCUACAGUUGGCCUCAUCUGCCUCCGACGAUCGCACAGCCAUCUAUGUGCUCAACAAACAGGCGGAUGUGAGUGACUUGGCCAACAAAUUGAACCAAAUGAAGCUGCAGGCCAACAACAAGCCUGAGGUGCACUUCGUCAAAUAUCGCACUCCCAGUGAUGCGGAGAAUGCACAGCGUGUCAUCCAAGCUCAAUACGAUUCACUGCCCGGUCGCUCCACCAACCACAAUGCCGGCUCCUCGGCUCCAGUUUUGGACUUUGCCUCAAAAAGCGGAGGAUCUGCCACAAGCGAGUUAUCACCGACUAGCGCGUACUUGCCACCCAACCGAAGGUUUUAG